AUGUCCCCAGAGGACGCAAUAGAAGAAUGCAACUGCCAAAUUGAUCCUUUUGAUAUCUCAAGCCACGUCGCAACUAUUCUCGACGAUGGCGACAUACCUUUGAUCUCGGUGUCUAUCGAGGGUAAGCCGAACAUCUCAAGAACAAGUGUACACCAAGGCCAGAGUACAUGUGAGUUUGUAGCUCUGAGCCACGUCAGAUCACAAAAUUUAUUUCUCGACGGCACCUCCAAAUGUUCUCUUCAGCAACUGCAAAGUCUGGUCAACGAGCUACUACAGUCCAAGAUACUACUAUCGCUGGGUACCACGCUCCCAUUCUGGAUUGAUACUAUCUGCAUUCCUGAGGACCAUCGCAAAAAGACAGCGACUGAGAAGAUCAAGCGGGUUUUCGAGGCUGCCGAUGCAGUACUGGUUUUGGAGUCAAGCCUUUAUCGUCAAAGGCCGGGGUCUAUUUCAGAUUACAUCGCUGCGAUUAGAUGUUCUCCUUGGACCAAACGGUUAUGGACUCUACAGGAAGCAGCUCUAGCCAAGAGACUUUGUUUUAGUUUCCAUGAAACGGUAGUGCUGCUGGAUGAUCUCAAUGUUUCUCAAGAGGCAGCAGAAUCAGUCACUGCUGUUGAGCGAGUCUUUAGGACAGGGAAUACUAAAGAAGUGCGGGAGAAAUUGGAUUGUCUCGAUCUCUUGGAUGCAGAUAUUAAAUCACUGUUUGCUGCACCAAUAAAUGUUUCUCACACGUCGGCAAAAGAUGUGGUCAAAGAAGACAAGCCAGAGGUCGCAUCAGAAGCUAAUUGGAAUGGAACGAAAAGGUUACAUCUGGUAUCCGUAUUACGACUGGGCUAUUUUUCGUUGCCACGAUUUUACCUCAUUCGUGACGUCAAUGAAAAUUCCGAAUCUCAAGCCGUCAUGGAACAAAUAAUGACGUUAUAUAAGACCGAGUAUAGUGCAGGCCGAGGAAUGAAGACGAGCAUGAGCAUGGAGAUGAGACUCGAGGUUUUAGUAGCUUUCAAGUUGAAUAGGCCCUCAAAGAACAAUCAUAUGAUAGAUUGA
Letharia lupina is the source of this 1044-nucleotide messenger RNA. RefSeq lists its product as uncharacterized. Bases 1 to 1044 code for a protein of 347 amino acids. NCBI's taxonomy places the organism in Eukaryota, Fungi, Ascomycota, Lecanoromycetes, Lecanorales, Parmeliaceae. The record is from RefSeq and is a predicted model, not a curated record. The transcript has a single exon.